Molecule: messenger RNA, 902 nt
Organism: Dermatophagoides pteronyssinus (European house dust mite)
Lineage: Eukaryota; Metazoa; Arthropoda; Arachnida; Sarcoptiformes; Pyroglyphidae
Source: RefSeq, a predicted model, not a curated record
UUUUUUUUCUUUCACUCUCGAAACAUCAUUAGUUACAAAAUUUUAAAUAGAAAUUUGAAAAAAUUUGAAAAUUUUUUAAAAAGAAGAGAAGAAUUAUCUAAUUAAAAUUAAAUCAUGUUCAUUCGUAACAUUGUGUUGAUAGUAGUAGUGGCUAUUAUUGGCCCAACAUGGACAUUACGUACAUCAUCCGAAUGUGAUAUAAAAAAACCUGUACAAGAAUGUUUACAUCUUGGUUUUCUAUUGGAAUCUGAUUCGAAAAAAUUUCAAGGAUUUCCAACAACAAUGUCAGCAUUAAAUGAUAAAUGUAAUGAAUUAAAACGAUCGGAAGAAUGUGCAACAAAUUUUAUUAAUCGUUGUUCGGAUAAUUCAUUUGAAGAACGUAUAUUAAAUCAUCUUUUAGAAGGAUCAAAUCGUGUUAUGAAACGUUUAUGUCGUACAAAUGCACGUAAAAAAGAAUUACUUGGACAUGUUAGCUGUGCUAAUUCGGUUGUUGAUGAUACAUAUCGUUGUGUUGGUGAUUAUAAAAAAUUAGUAUUUGCUGCAAAUAAACUUCAAGAUAAACAUAAAAUUUUACGAAUUCUUUGCUGCAAAAUUCGUCAAACAAUACCAUGUGUUGGUAAAGCGAUGCGAGCAAAAGGACCAUCAGUUUGUUCAAAAGAUGAUAUCGAUUAUAUGCGUGAAAUGCAACAAAAAGUUCGUCUAGAAAUGACAUCGAUCGUAUGUGCCGAUUAUGAUCGUGAUAAAUGUGAAAAUGUUGAAAUACCACCAAUAACCGAAGCUGAAUAUAAAGGAAAAUCAUUAUAUGAACCAUUACGUGUAUUAUAUCGUAAAGUAGUUCGAGAAUAAUAAUAAUAAUGAUGAUGAUGACCUUUUUUAUAAAACGUUUAUUUUUUCUUCUUCAA